CUACCACGGCUUGGCCCAGGUGAUGGGCGGCGACAGCGAGCUGGCCAUCUUCCGGCGCUUCAGCCGGCUCAACAUGCUCGCGCUGCUGAAGCUGCAGGCCGACAUGGUCCGGCUCGAGCACGAGUUUGACGGCAUCGUGCAGGAAGACGCCGCCGCCGGCCGCGACUUCCACGCCAGCUUCGAGAAGCUGCUGGCCAGCGACUACGGCAGCCACUCGGGCCAGCUCGACCUGCUGGCCCGCAUUCAGGAGAAGCUCAAGGAGUACAGUGCGUCGCCUCCUCCUUUUAUGCUCAGAGCUUGACUCAAGCUUACCGUGAUCCUCGAAUCAGAAGGGCAGCUUCUUCAAGGUAUGUUCAUAUCAAAAAAGAAGAAUAAGAGGGCAGAGCAAGCCUCCCCUCUCCCAACGCCGCGCACAUCCAUAUCUUAUCUUAACUAACACCACCCCACCACAAGUCCACCGCAUGCAAGAAAUCAGCUCGCCCUCCGAAGAGAAUCUAACCGCGCUGCGGGAAUGGCUGCGCGACUCUAGCGGCG
Lasiosphaeria miniovina is the source of this 534-nucleotide messenger RNA. RefSeq lists its product as uncharacterized. The record is from RefSeq and is a predicted model, not a curated record. The transcript has a single exon. Bases 23 to 301 code for a protein of 92 amino acids. Lineage: Eukaryota; Fungi; Ascomycota; Sordariomycetes; Sordariales; Lasiosphaeriaceae.